AUGACACGGCCAAACGAGCCCGUAACCAACGUCUUGAUACCGUCAAAGUCUUCGAGGGCCGCCGUGUUCGUCGGGUUCUAUUUCCACUUCUCCUCGAAAUCCUCUUUGGCCUGGUCGAGGAACUCUUUGACGCUCUCGGCCGAGUCGAUUUUCUUGUUAGCCGUCGCGGCGUUGCCCAUCGCGUUCGCUUUUUUACCUUCCAGGGCUCCCAACGAACGAGUGGUCAUUAUAACUAACGUCGUUCAGCUGAUUUCAGUGCGCUGCGCCGAACGUCCACUGCACGGUCAACGCUAUAUUUUAAUUCGAAACCGUCUCUAUACUGUCGGGUUAAAUUUAAAGUCAAACAAAUAA
Macrosiphum euphorbiae (potato aphid) is the source of this 351-nucleotide messenger RNA. Lineage: Eukaryota; Metazoa; Arthropoda; Insecta; Hemiptera; Aphididae. The record is from the annotation of a GenBank genome assembly.